Messenger RNA from Oncorhynchus kisutch (coho salmon), 4086 nucleotides. RefSeq names its product rho guanine nucleotide exchange factor 15. The record is from RefSeq and is a predicted model, not a curated record. The transcript is spliced from 18 exons. Gene Ontology annotation, biological process: activation of GTPase activity. Bases 70 to 3513 code for a protein of 1147 amino acids. Lineage: Eukaryota; Metazoa; Chordata; Actinopteri; Salmoniformes; Salmonidae. Gene Ontology annotation, molecular function: guanyl-nucleotide exchange factor activity; protein binding.
ACUGUAAAAUGAAAGUAGUCUACAGCACACCACUCUCAGUCUCACAGAGGACUGCAUGCAGGAAAAGACAUGAUCGUGUCAAGACUUCGACCCAGAUCCGUCAUUCCCCCAAAGCCUUCUAACCUCAAAUCCUUGGGGCCAAACAUCCCAAACCACUUCCAGACCAGAAACCAGAACAGACCAAACCCGAACCAGAACCAACCCCCAUCAGGGGAGAGGAGCCAGGAGAGGAAACAACAUCAACUACCGGAGGGGAAGGUGAAGAGGAUUGUGCGUAAGUUCAGCAGCCAGGAGAAUGAGGUGAUGGGGCAGGCAGGAUUAGAGACAAGAACAGGGGUAGAGGCAGGGGCAGAGACAGUGACUGGGGCAAAGCAGGGAGACGGUGGGGUGGUGGGGUGGACAAGGACAAGGACAGAGGCAGGACAGCAGGCAGACAGUAACAGAGGACAGACAAGGGCCCAGCAGGCCGACUAUGAUGCUAUAAUAAUGAGCCCUGUGGAACUCAGCCUCAUACCACCUCCAGUACCAUUGAGAAAGCCACGUUCUGGCCCUCACACACAACCUACAGCACAACCCACAGCACAGAGAGAUGCUGUGCCCCUGGGGCAGAAGACAGACAACCAUCUGGGCACCCUUCUCACACCUGGACAUGGACGAGGAAACAGAUCAGCUCCCGAUGGAAGUGAGGUGGAUGAAGCGCCUGUGUGUGUUACCAUUGAGAGCAGACAAACCCCUAGUGGUCACCAUGGCAACAUGACACAGUGCCAGUGCAUCUGUCACCUGAGGAGAACUGGCAUGAAGUUAGUCUGGGUUCCUCUGGAGGAAGAGGAAGAUAACUAUGUAGAGGUGAUAGGGGAUGAAGAAAAAGACAAACGAGGGAAUGAGCACCAGAAGAGAGUGGUGAAGGAGGGGAAGGAAGAGGAUGAAGAUGACUACAUAGAAGUGACAGGGGAUGGAGAGAAAGAAAAACGAGGGAAUCGGGACCAGAAGAGAGAGAGGAAGGAGGUGAAUGAAGAGAUGUUGGGAUCUUUCAGAGCAGAUGAGCGAGGGAGGAAAAGUCAGACAGGGUGCCAGACAGAGACAGCUGCUAUGUUCAGUGAGCACAGAAAGGUCAGAGUUCACGAGGUCAGCGAGAAUAACAGCCAGAGAUCCUUCCCUUCAAAACAUAACACAUCAUCCAACGCAGAAUCUUCCCUGGCCCUGAUGAUCUGCUCACAGCACAGCUCAUAUCAGCAUAGUACACAACAGCACAGCUCAAACACCAAGCACAGCUCACACCAGCGCAGCUCACACACAAGACCCCCUCAACACAGAACUGAGACAUAUGAUGAGGUUACAUAUGAGGCCAUGCCCAUGUCUGACAGAGAAGAACCACAUCCACCCCCACUCCCACGCCUAAUGAAACCUCCACUGAUGCACAAGACGCAGCAUCCCUCUCCUCCAAAGGAUAAUCUCCAGAGCAUGUCCACGCCCUCUCUCUCUGGCCUACUAACCUCAAUUUCAAAGUCAGACAUCCAGAAGAGUACCCCUUCCCCUCAGACUCCUCCCUCCAUCUCCCAUGGCAACCCCCAUCAGCCAAUCCUGCGACCUCUGCCUCCACUUCCUGUUUUACAUGAUCUCUGCCUUCUCCCCUGCCCCAUCAUGCCCCGCCCUCCUCAACUCAGACCUCAGAUUCCAAUGAAACCUCUUCCACCUAACCCUGAGCCCAGUGGCCCUAGCUGUCUCAGCCGACACUCAUCCACAGAUGCUGAUGUUAGGGAUGACUGGGUGACUGUAGACGGGGAGGGCGUAGAGGAGCCACAGGAACAGGCAGAUAGUCCCAGGAGGAUCUCCUCAGACUGGGGACCUUUGAGGCUGGACGAACCUCUGUACCAGAUCUACCAGGCUAAGUCCAUCAAGGAGGCGAUCCAGCUCCAGAGCAUCAGCCGGAGUGCCAGCAGGGCCACCGUGGACCUCCAUAUGAGGCUCAGGGGCGGUGGGUCCUUAGGGGCCCCUAAGGGCCAGUCCUUCAGGGCCAGGAAUGGCCCCGCAGAGGUCACACUGUGGCAGGAGCUACCGGUGGUCAGAGACAGUGGGAUCCUGGAGAGACUCAGUCCAGAGGAGCUGCAGAGACAGGAGAGCAUGUUUGAAGUAUUGACAUCGGAAGCCUCGUACCUCCACUCACUGAACGUUCUCACUGAUCACUUCCUGAUGUGUCGGGACCUUGAUGACACACUGGUGAUCCAUGACAAGAAGACCCUCUUCUCCAACAUACUCCAUGUGUAUGAGGUCAGCCAGAGGUUCUUGAAGGAUCUUCUGAGUAGGAUCGAUGAGAACAUUCUGAUAACUGAUGUGUGUGACAUCAUCCACCAAUACGCCCUGUACGACUUCUCAGUCUACAUUGAUUACAUCCGUAACCAGGGUUACCAGGAGAGGGCCUACAGCUCCCUCGUUUUCCAUAGAUGGCUAUUUUGGGUAUAUAUGGACCGAUUUAAUCGAAAAAAAAGACCCAAUAGUGAUGUUUAUGGGACAUAUAGGAGUGCCAACAAAGAAGCUCGUCAAAGGCAGACCAACAACCCAUUUGCGUUGGUGAUGCGGAGGCUGGAGGAGUCUCCUCUAUGUCGUCGUCUUCCCUUCUCCUCCUUUCUGCUCCUUCCUUUCCAGAGGAUCACACGCAUCAAGAUCCUUGUACAGAACAUCCUGAAGAGGACUAAAGAGGGCACUAGGGAGGAGAACACUGCCUCUAGAGCCCUGACCUCAGUGUCUGAGAUCAUCAAGGAGUCCAACACACAGGUGGGCCAGAUGAAGCAGAUGGAGGAACUCAUACAAGUCAAUAACACAUUGGAGUUCAACACACUCAAGGCUGUUCCCAUUGUCUCGAAGGCUCGCUUCCUGGAGAAGAGAGGAGAGCUAUAUGAGCUAUCCAAAGGGGCCUCCCUCUUCAGUUCUCGUCUCAAACUCACCCCCAUCUACCUCUUCCUCUUCAAUGACCUACUCAUCAUCACAUGCAAAAAGAGCUCAGAGCGCUAUAUGGUGACAGACCACACCCACCGCUCCCUGGUGCAGGUCAAGCCCGCGGGGUUUGGGGCUGGAGCGGAGGACCCAGGGCCCAAGUUGGAGCACUCCUUCUGUCUGCUACUGCUGGAGAACCACCGAGGCUUGGCCUGUGAACACCUGCUGAAGGCCCCCUCAGAGUCAGAUAUGCACCGGUGGAUGGCAGCAUUCCCUUCCCUAAAUGACCCAAACAGAAAGGAAGAGGUGGUUUAUGAGGACUGGGAUUGCCCCCAGGUGCAGUGUGUGGAACAAUAUGUUGCCCAGCAGGCUGAUGAGCUCACCAUGGAGCCUGCUGACAUUAUCAACGUGCUAUGCAAGACCCAUGAGGGUUGGAAUAAGGGGAUGCGUCUGUCUGACGGAGAGAAGGGUUGGUUCCCUAGCAAAAGCGUGGUGGAGAUAACCAACGAGCAUCGGAGGAGACGGAACCUUCGGGAGCAGUACCGCAUCGCUCAAGCUGCAGCUAAAGUCACAAAGAACUGACUACCUGCAUAUUUGUAUGUGUGUGUUGAAGGAAUUCUAAAUUCAUCUGUAUUAUUUCCCAAUCAGAAUUCAAUACUCUGUCAAUGCAUUCGAAGGGCUUGUAGGACCCUAUAUUUUUAUAAGAAUGGACAGAGCCCCAGUCUUAAAAGUCAGGUAACAGAGUUUAAUUCAAGAGAGUACUCGUACAUACACAUUUUUCCACAGGUUAUAAACUGAAAAUGACAUCAGCAUUUUCUAAAUGUUCUAUCUCUUCAUGACACUAGUAGAGAGGCCCUAUAGUUCUCGAGCCUUUCCUCCUCGCCUGAAGCCAAGGUCAGUCAUUGUAAAUCAGCAUUCUAGACAGUCUGGAGAUUGUUCAUUCAUUUGUACAAAGGAACAGACCGUCAUUGUUACUAAACUCCUGACUAUAUUAUAUAUAAUUGGGAAUGGGAGCAAGAGAGAAAAUUAAUAUAUGUACAGUACAUAAUAGCAUUUGGACUAGUCAGUCCUGAUUGAAAUGUAUACAUAAUUAGUCAUUGAUAAACUUCCCUUAACAUAUCCACCCUUUGAUUAAAUAUUAUACAUUCAAACACA